Sesamum indicum (sesame) is the source of this 2740-nucleotide messenger RNA. RefSeq names its product Pentatricopeptide repeat (PPR) superfamily protein. NCBI's taxonomy places the organism in Eukaryota, Viridiplantae, Streptophyta, Magnoliopsida, Lamiales, Pedaliaceae. Gene Ontology annotation, biological process: RNA modification. Gene Ontology annotation, molecular function: RNA binding; protein binding. The record is from RefSeq and is a predicted model, not a curated record.
CUUAUUAUUAAAUCAACAUUAAAAUUAAGAAGAAAUUUGUAAUUUUCUAAAUAAGAAGAAGGUAACAUCACACUCGCAGUCGUCGCUGUAUUUUAUUAUAAAGAGAAGGAAGAGAGACGAGAGGAGAGGAAGGAAGAAGUGAGAUGAUGGUUCCAAAGUGAAGGCGGGACCUAAAUUAGAUAUGCAAAUCAAGACUGCUGCUUAUUUAGCGAAUGUGUUGCAAUUUCUGAUAGAUCAUAAAGGUCACAGGGCAGGAAAACUCGUCCAAGCUCAUAUACUUCGUACUAACCAGUUUGCCAACACCUUCCUCGUUAACCGCCUGAUUGAGCUCCACUCGAAAUGCGGCGAUACAGCCGCUGCUCGCCGCCUGUUCGACCAAAUGCCUCUAAAUAACAUAUUCUCUUACCACGCUAUUUUAAAUGCCUAUUGCAAAUUAAAUGACCUGGAUAAUGCAUAUGAAUUGUUUGAUCGGAUGCCGGAGGGGAAUGCCGUUUCUUGGAAUUUGAUAAUUAGCAUGUCGUCACGAAAUGGUGACAGAGAGAAGGCCUUGGGGAGUUAUUACUCCAUGAGGAUGAGCGGUUUUCUGCCGACCCGUUUCACCUUGGCUAGUGUUUUGAGUGCUUCUGGGGGUUUGGGCAAUGUGGAGUGCGGGAGAGAGUGUCAUGGAGUUGCUAUCAAGCUUGGGCUCGACACGAAUUUGUAUGUGGGCAAUGCAUUGUUGGGAAUGUACGUGAAGUGUGAGUCUAUUGCAGAUGCGGUUGUCGUUUUUAAGGACUUGCCGCAGCAUAAUGAGGUGUCAUUUACUUCGAUGAUGGAGGGGUUAGUGGAAGGUGACCGCAUAGAUGAAGCAUUUGACAUGUUUAGGUUAAUGCAUAGAGUGGGGAUCAUAGACUGUGUAUCACUGUCAAGUGUAUUGGGUGUUUGUUCCAAAAGUGCAGUAGAAGAGUUUCUUGUAAAUGAUGGCAAUGAGAAGGGGCUUAAAAUGCAUGGCAAACAAAUACAUGGGCUUGUUAUUAAACUAGGGUUUGAAGGAGACCUGCACAUAAACAAUUCAUUGCUUGAUAUGUAUGCAAAACAUGGAUACAUGGAGUGUGCAGAAAUGUUGUUUAACAGUAUGUUAGAAGUCAGUGUUGUUUCAUGGAAUGUUAUGAUAGCUGGAUAUGGCAAGCAAUACCACAAGGAGAAGGCAGUGGAGUGCAUGGAGAGAAUGCGGAAUUGUGGAUUUGAGCCUGAUGAGAUCACUUAUGUCAAUAUGCUUGCUGCUUGCUUGAAAAGUGGGGACGUUGAAGCUGGACUCAAGAUAUUUAAUAGUAUGUCAUUACCAAGUUUGACGUCAUGGAAUGCUAUACUGUCAGGCUAUUCACAGAAUGAGUACCAUCAGGAGGCACUGAUGCUUUUCAGGGAAAUGCAGUUCAGAAAGGUGAGACCUGAUCGAACUACUUUUGCUAUAGUUCUCAGUUCUUGCGCGGUCAUGGGGCUUUUGGAGGGUGGAAAGCAAAUCCAUGCUGCCUUAUUGAAGGCUGAGUUUUGUACUGAUUUGUAUGUUACCAGUGGACUGAUUGGUGUUUACUCAAAAUGUGGUAAUAUAGAAGCGGCAAAACAUAUCUUCAACACGGUGCCCCAACAUGAUAUAGUCUGUUGGAAUUCUAUGUUAUCAGGUUUAUCCCUUAAUUCAUUGGACAAAGAUUCUUUGAAUUUCUUUCAGCAAAUGCUAGGAAAAGGGCUUCUGCCUACUGAAUUCUCUUACACUACUGUACUGAACUGCUGUUCAUCACUAACAUCUCUGCUUCAAGGGAGGCAGGUUCAUAGUUUGAUAGUGAAAAAUGGACAUGCAAAUGAUGUUUAUGUAGGAACUGCCUUGAUUGAUAUGUACUGUAAAUGUGGUGAUGUGGAUGGGGCUAGACAGUUUUUCGAUAUGAUGCCCUCUAAAAGUACAGUUACCUGGAAUGAGAUGAUACAUGGCUAUGCUCUAAGUGGACGUGGGGAUGAUGCUGUUAAUUUAUUUGGAGACAUGAUCCACACUGGUUUCAAGCCCGAUUCUAUAACUUAUGUAGCUGUUUUAACUGCUUGCAGCCAUUCUGGAUUGGUGGAUGCUGGGUUAAAAAUAUUCAACUCAAUGCAGCAAGCACAUGGUCUAGAGCCACUUAGUGAUCACUACACUUGUAUUAUUGAUUCCCUGGGUCGUGCUGGCCGGUUCAGUGAAGUUGAAGAAAUCAUAGAUAAGAUGCCAUGCAAAGAUGAUCCAGUUAUUUGGGAGGUCUUACUCAGUUCUUGUAGGGUUCAUGCGAAUGUGAACUUAGCAAGAAGGGCAGCAAGAGAACUUUUCCGCCUGGACCGGAAUAAUUCUGCCCCUUAUGCGCUUUUAGCCAAUAUGUAUUCAUCAUUAGAUAGAUGGGAUGAUGUAAAAGAUGUUAGAGGAAUAAUGAAAGAAUGGCAGGUCUCCAAAGAACCAGGUUAUAGCUGGGUUUAGAAUAGAUUUUCAUUAUUUCUUCAAUUUUAGAGAUUUUCUCAUUGUGGCUCAUAGUCAUUAUUGUAAUUAUUAUUUUCCUUUUCACUUUCUCUCCCCUUCUUUUAUCUUUAAGGAACAAGAUUUUCUGUUAGGCAUAUCUGAGCUAUUGACAGAAGUUCAUUACUUCUGGAAAAACUAAAUAUUUUUGGCCAAAAGAUAUGAAUAUUAGAAAAAAGAAAGAAAAGAGGGAUGAGGAGAAUAGAAGGAUUAGCUUCUUAACUUUCACCAACU